AUGUCGCAAAGAAGAAGAUUUAAUAAAUUUUCAAAUCGCCGUGAUGGGAAACCCCCACGUGAAAAAAAGAAGAGCCACAACAACGUCCAAUCGAGGAAGAACCAGUUUCCACUGUUCCCAAACCCCGACGCAGAACAGGACUCGCAGCAUCACGCCCAAAGCAGCCUCCACAGAGAAAAAACCAAAGAGCAAAGCACAAAGGAGAGUAAGGUGACUUACAAGGGGUGCAAAAUGGAACACAUGAUUGGUUUCAGUUCGAGAAAUAGGGUAUAUUUAGAUGGCCUUAAUUAUAUGUAUUUUAAGGACAGGACAAUUAAUUUAAAUAGUUAUUUUAAAUGUGCGGAAUACAGGUCUACAUUCUGCCCUGCACGUGUAAUAAAAAGAGGGAAUAUUUUAGUUCAACGUCAGGAACAUAACCACGAAGUCCCUUUGGAAAUAAUCGAAGAACUAAGAUUCCGGAACUAUUUGAGGGAUCGAGCUUUCAACGCUGAGAGCCUAAGUUCCGCCGAAAUUUUUAGAGAAGCUGAAAUAAGGUUUCCCUUGGUGGCAGCCAGAUCGGGCUCUCUACAAAAUUUCAGAAAUCUUAUCUAUAGAUCCCGAGCAUUGGCCAUUCCGCGGAUACCCCACACGACGGAACAGUUCGCAGAAUUGUUGGAAGAUCCUAGAUUUGCAGAUGAAUUGGGCCUGGAAGGCAGAAGAUUUUUUAGGAAAUUAAUCCCGUCCAAUGAUAAUGGAGGAAAUACGUUACUAUUUAUUUCUCCAACCAUUGAACAACUUGUAACAAGUGCUCCUGAGCGCAGUGGGUCGCUGCAUGUGGAUGGAACCUUUAAAGUCACCCCUAGGGUUGGUAGAGUGUACCAACUUCUCACUAUUUUCAUUUUUAAACAUUCAACUGAUUUUCCAUUCGCGUUUGCACUAAUGGAGAGAAAAAACACCUCAUCAUAUGUAGCCCUGUUCAGACAAAUAGUAAAUUUGAUUCCGAACAUAAAUCCAGUAAAUUGUUUAACUGACUAUGAGGAGGGGUUAAGGAGAGCCAUAGCCGAAGUGUGGCCCAAUUGCAGACUCAAGGGGUGUUGGUUCCAUUACUGCCAGGCAGUAUUUAGAAAAUCCAGGACAUUAGGCCUUCAAUACCCUGCAAAUGAUGAAAAAAGGGCCCUAGUGAAGAUGGCAAUGGCUCUUCCUCUGCUGCCUGCAGCCCGCUUGCAGGACGGCGUUUGGGUGUUGCAAAAUUUAAAUGUGCCUGGGUCUGUAGAGUUUAUGAACUAUAUCAGAAUAUAUUGGCUUCCCAGGGACGUUUCCAUUUGGAGGGAGGACAGAAGGACCAACAAUUUGGUGGAAAGUUUUCACCGCGAUCUGUUCCGUAUAAUGGGAAGACAACACCCAAAUUGUUGGCAUUUUAUAAAUUAUCUCCGGAAGGCGGAAAAUAGCAAGGCUAUUCAAAGAAGGCGGUAUGUCCGUCAAGACCAACGAAUAGCCAGGGCCCAGGAUAUGCUGGAGGAAGGGGGAAACCUUCUAUCCUUCUUAAGGUAUGCAGCGCAUGGAGUUGAUAGCCUGGAAAGAUUUCUUCGGCCUUUCAGUUUACCAGAAAUUAAUCCUGAGGACGGCUUUCCCGGUUUGUUAGAUGAGGUUGUCGUUCUUGAACUUGACGCUGCACCUGCCCAUCGUCAAGAAAACAUUAUAGAAUAUGUAUUGCUAGAUGACAACACUACAGAUGAAGACGAUGAGGAUAUUUUUGAGGUUGUGGGUAACCCUAUAAUUCGACAGGAAGCCGCUGUUGUAAGGGAAUGUUCGUUUACCACCAUUAUGCCUGUGCCAAGUGAACCAGAACUAACUGAAGACCAGUGGGACAGUAUAGAUUUGGUGCUGAUAGAAUUUACAAAUUGGUUAGAGUUUUACCCAAGACAAGCUGAAGAAGAUUGGAAUAGCAUUUUGAAUUGUUGGAACUUUAAGUAUUGUGCUCCGUUUUGUGAACAUUUUCGUGAUUUUCAAGAUCAGUGCCAUUUUUAUUAUCGAUUUUUAAAAAUUGUAGACUCAUUUUAUUCUGGUAAUCUUGAAGAGUGGCAAGCACAAAUACUUUUUACACGUUUAAUACCGCGAGAAUUAUUUGGAGAUGACUACCCAAGAGCUAUUGUGCGAGGACUUGGAGGAGGCCAGUCAAAUUCUACAGUUGAUGGAAUUACAUUGGAACGAAGAAACGAGCAUGCUUUGUCUUCAUGUUCUUCUUCGGUGUCUAGUAAACACAGCAAUAGAAACGAAAGAUUUGACAGCCAAAAAAAUGUGGGUGACUAUUUCAACGACAGUGAAGAAAGUGAUGAAAAUAAUGAAAAAGCAACAAAUCCCGCUAGAUUCUCCAAUUACGUUCGAAAAAUUCAUCGAAUUAUUAAAAAGCGAAGAAUUAUUCAUGAAAUUAUUUACUUAAAAGCAAAGAAAUCUGCAAUAGACAUGUUAGAGAAUGCAUUAAAACAAGAUCAAUGGCUAACAUCGAAUUGCUCUUCUGGCAUAGAGACCACCUCCACUGCAUUCACGACUGCUCCUACUGCGACUCAAAGUGCAAAUGUCGGCUACCAGCAAUUACGAAGUGACAGGAGAUUCAAUAGAAAAACUUUUUGGAAUUUCAGACUUGGAAUCGAAAAGUCCAUCUGGGUACGAAGUAGUGAAAUUGGAGGUUUAUCCAAGUGCAGAAAUUAUGGAUUUGCCGAAACAGGAAUGGUGGAGAUACGCGAAGACGAGGGCAAUUUUCCCGAUCCCUUCAAAUGUGGACCCAAUGAAAAUGAUGGUGGACAAACUAGUAAUAGCAGCGGGCAAAACAUUGAAGGACAAUCCAACGUCAAAAGUGGAUCGAAAGAAAACAAACUCAUCGCGUGGUUACGGGAACAACCGACAAGCCCCAUACUAAACAUUUUGACAACAACUCAAUUUUACAAUAGUAAAUUCGUAUUUUGGAAUAUGAAAUUAUACAAAAAUAAUAAAUGUUUCGAAAUUUUUGCUAAAUCGUUUGCAGAUAUGUCAACUAGAGAAAUAUUUAAUUAUGCUAGUAAAUGUAAACCUCUAUAUCAUGCUAAUAAUGGUCCGCCAAACUCUGGUAAAAAUUAUUUCAUGGAUGCUGUUAUUCAUUUUUAUUUUAAUUUUGGUCAAGUGCAUAAUUUUAAUAAAUACGAUCAAUUUCCAUUAAUGGAAUGUUGGAAUCGUAGGAUUAAUUAUUGGAAUGAACCUAGUUGUGAACCAGCUUCUUUUGAAACUUUAAAAAUGUUGUUUGGAGGUGAUCCAUGCCCUGCAAAAAUAAAAUAUGAAUCUGAUAAAGUUAUCAUGUUUAGAGAAACUGUGGACCUGACGCAGCCGGAAUUGGAGCCAGAGUUGCCGUUGCCGGGUAUUUUACCGAAAAUUCGGAGAAACUAUGGACCUGACAGCGCAAUCCCCACAACCACCAGAACUGCCGCCCCUGCAAUUGCUGACGCAACCACAACUGCCGCCAGCUCCCUGCCUCCACCGCAGCUGAGGGGCGGGGCUUUUUGUCGUCCUAUACGUUUGCCGUCCGCAGCUGAGCAGCCGCAGCUGCAGCUGAUGCAGAACAUACAUAGUAUAACUACUGGCGUAAUCCUCGCUUUGCUAUAG
Messenger RNA from Brassicogethes aeneus, 3612 nucleotides. NCBI's taxonomy places the organism in Eukaryota, Metazoa, Arthropoda, Insecta, Coleoptera, Nitidulidae. The record is from the annotation of a GenBank genome assembly.